GAAUCUUCUGGUCAACCUGGGCUUGUUUGCAGCUGGUGUUUGGGUUGCAAGAAAUUUGUCAGAUUUUGACCUCAUGUCUCCUCAGCCUGUUACAUAACCUUAAAAACCAGGAUGAUGGUGUCUUGGACCAACAAAGAAGAAACAAUGGAUAAGAACUAUUAUAUAAAAAAAUCAUGUUGUUAACCUGGAUUAGUUUCACUUUUCUGUUUAAAUCUAAAGAGAAGAAUUUACAUUCAGUUAGGUCUUUGUUCUUGUUAUAUACAGGGAAUAGGUUUGUUCAGUCUUUGAAUUAUUAUUUUUUUUUCUUUUCUUUUUUGUACAUUUGGUGUCAUGUGAUCCCCACUGCUAUGUCCACUCAGGAGCUCUUUGUUGCUGCCGCUCGUCAAUGUCUGUCUGCAGGUAGAAAAUCCCUGUCAGUCUCCCAGAGUCUAGACCUGGCUGUUCAGGUCUCAGCCUUAGAUGUGGGAUUGAAACCAGCUAUAUUGUAUGACAGCAACAGGGCAAGUGUAGAUCAGGUGCAGCAGUAUUUGAGCUCCCUGCAAUCCUCCCAGCUUGUGUCUAAAUCACUUCACACAUUGGAUUUAAAUGGAAACACUCUUAUUGUAAAUCCAGUUGCCGCCAGAUUUAAUUUAGAGCAGCUGAUUGAUUAUGGAAAUGUGACCGUUGUUGAUAUUUGUCACACGCUGGAGAAGCCCACCAUCACCGACCCACUCAGAGCAGAGCUGAAGAGCAUGACACACGAUUUACUGCUUCUCCUCAGAGCGAUCGAAGACCUGAAGGAGACUGACAAAGCUCAUACUGUUGGAGAGAAAUCCGAGGAGUGGAACCUGUGCACAGUGUUUGGUCUCUUACUGGGUUACCCUGUCACAUACUGGUUUGAUCAGACCAAGAGCUUUGAAAACUGUUUGUCUAUGACCCCGCUGACGGUGACCACAGCUUCAGCAGCGUGGCAGGCGGGCCACAGAUGUUGUCUCUACUCCUUCAGCGUCCCUGCGGUUCUCCUUGAAGAGAUGCAGCACAAGCUGGAAAACUGGAGGAUUUCUCUACGGGAAAGAUUUCAGCAGCAGAAUGUGCUGAAGGAUCUCACAGUCUGUCAGUCAACGGUCACUCUGCCCUCUGUCUGUUUGUGAUGCUAACGUGUUUGUCUUUCAAAUAAACUGUUCAAGAUUUA
Molecule: messenger RNA, 1171 nt
Organism: Labrus mixtus (cuckoo wrasse)
Lineage: Eukaryota; Metazoa; Chordata; Actinopteri; Labriformes; Labridae
Gene: tomm6
Product: translocase of outer mitochondrial membrane 6 homolog (yeast)
Exons: 2
Coding region: 174-1130 (318 amino acids)
Cellular component (GO): mitochondrial outer membrane translocase complex
Source: RefSeq, a predicted model, not a curated record